AUCAUUAUUUUGUUAUCUUCUUUAGAUAAUCUGAUUAUUCCAAAAAAUAAAUAAAUAAAUAAUGAUAAUGAUAAUAAAAAUUCGACACUGACAAGAUGCGACGCUCGGCACGAAUUAGUAAGCAGCCAGAUUCGCUAUCGGCAAAGGGGUCCGUUGCAAAAGAAUCGCGGUAUUUUGAAAAGAGCAAGGACGAUACCCUUGUCACACCCCGAGGGACGACCAGGACUAAAAAGAGGCCAGCCCAGCGGAUUCCGAACGACGCGUCGGACUCCGAUAGGGUUGAAGAAGAGUAUGCGGAGUCGGACGCCUCGGACAAGCCGCCACGGGCCAAGAGGCGAAAAGUGGCAGCUCGGUCUACUAGUUCCACUACGACUACUACUGCUUCUAACAAGAAGAAAAAUGGCAACGCGCAACUACGAUACGAGCGCCUCUUCGGCAGAACGGAGAAUGAUGCGGCGGGGAUAGUUCGAGCUAUUAGUCCUCCAACUAAGAUAGGCCACCUGGACCGCGUGCACGGCUUGGAAUACCACCGUCCGCUGCUCCUGGACAGCCGACAGGGACGCGACGCGCUGCUGGCAUGGUUCGACGCGGUGAGCACGGCGCGCCAGAUGCCCUGGCGCAAGGCGUGGAUCGACCCAACCACUAUCCAGAAUGCGGACAGGCGGCGCGAGCUCCUGUCGCGCCGCGCCUACGAGGUCUGGAUCAGCGAGAUCAUGCUGCAGCAGACGCGCGUCGCGACCGUCAUCGACUACUGGAACCGGUGGAUGGCGCGGUGGCCGACGAUCGAGGAGCUCAGCGCCGCGAAGGCCGAGGAGGUCACGUCCGCGUGGAGGGGUUUGGGCUACUACGGCCGCUCGCGGCGCAUAUACGAGGCCGCGAGGUUCGUGUGCGCUGAUGACGAGAUGCGCGGCUUGCUCCCCGAGAAUGUGGAGACGCUGGUGAAGAAGGUGGCGGGCGUGGGGCGCUACACGGCGGGCGCGGUCGCGGCGAUCGUGUUUGGGAGGGCGGCGCCGAUGGUGGAUGGGAAUGUGCUGAGGGUGCUGAGUCGGCAGAUGGGCGUCUACGGCGAUGUCAAAGCGGAUAAGGCGGUUAUCGAGCUGAUUUGGGCUGCAGCGGAUAGCCUGGUGAAGGUUGUGGCGCGGGACAGGCCUUCUGGAGACGAGGAGAAAGGGGAUGAGGAGGAAGAGGAGCUACGUAGUGACAGGCCCGGUCGCUGGGGACAAGCGCUGAUGGAAAUCGGCAGUACGGUGUGUACGCCCAAGCCAAAAUGCGAGGUUUGUCCCAUCAGCGCGAGUUGUCGCGCAUACGCCGAGGGUCUGCAAAGACUUACAGAUAAGCGUUCAAGUCGAGUAUCCAAGGCUCUAGAUAUCGAGGAUGCUUGCACGAUUUGCAAGCCAUUUGACGUAGGGUUAGAAGUAGGGAAGGAUGGAACGGAGUUGGGAAGCGAAGAGGAGGAAGAGGAAGAGGCUACCCCUGAUCCUAACUCAGAAGCGCCACCGUCACUACCAAAGCAAGCCCGAUUAAGCUCCACAGAUAGGGACUUGAUCGCAACAUACGCACAAAACUUCCCCCUCAAAGUGAAGAAAAAGGCGGUGCGCGAGGAAGAAAUCGUAGUCUGCGCCCUCCGACGCAGCAGUGACGGGCGGUUCCUCAUACACCAGCGGCCCGCGAAAGGACUGCUGGCGGGGCUCUGGGAGCUGCCGAGUCACCCGUUAACAGACAAGCCGACGAGGAAAACGGCGAAGGGGAGGAAGAGAGUAGCGGAGACGCUCGUGGUGGAAGCACUGUUGAGCCGUGAGGUGAGGAAGAGGACGAGAUAUGUCGGGGAGUUGGGCUCUGUGCCGUGGCUCUUCUCACACUUGAAGUUGACGAUGCAUGUUCAACUGUUUGAGAUUGAUGGGGAGGUCGAUAGGGAGGAUGUGCCGGGUACGAGGAACCCUUUUGGCGCCACGGCAAUCCAAGACUCUCGGUGGAGUGAUGCAGAGGGUAUUGAGGAGGAGUCGAUGGGGACGGGGAUGCGAAAGUGUUGGGCUCUGGUUAAGGAGGCAAUUAGGGGUUGAAGCAGGUUGAAGCAGGUUGAAGUCAGGUUGGAUAAACUUGUUUUGAUGAUAGAUUAUAUUAUUUCUUUGUCAAGAUGUAUCUAAAUAUUGCAUACUCUACACCUGCAUACAGCACCUGGCCCAACAACGCAUUAUCAUAUUGAUCAAGUUAAGCACCAAGAAAAGAGUCGUGAUGACUCAAUUGGACAACGCACAAUCCCAGGGUGAGAGAGCUGGAGAGCAAGGCAAUGAUUCUGGGUUCUGGCCCAAGAUGUGGAAACAGUUGAGUCAGCACCCCCGUCGUCCCCUGUUCACUUGGGUCGGUUUGCUGAUUACUAGAUGAUUAUAAUUAUUAUUCUAAUAGUUCGAAAGGGGCAAAACAUGAUACCUAGUAGUUAUAACUAACUUCGCCCUUUUCAGAUCUUCACCUAAUUGGUGUUAGUCUAACACCAAGAAGCAAAAGCAAAAGCAAAAGCAAAGGCACAAGCACAAGCAAAAGCACUGAGACAUGCUAAAUGCCGAUGGAUCAUCAAUGGGCUCUAAUGCCUCAGGUCUCGGCAAGGAC
Hypoxylon fragiforme is the source of this 2604-nucleotide messenger RNA. RefSeq names its product DNA glycosylase. Gene Ontology annotation, cellular component: nucleus. Gene Ontology annotation, molecular function: oxidized purine DNA binding; 4 iron, 4 sulfur cluster binding; adenine/guanine mispair binding. The record is from RefSeq and is a predicted model, not a curated record. The transcript has a single exon. NCBI's taxonomy places the organism in Eukaryota, Fungi, Ascomycota, Sordariomycetes, Xylariales, Hypoxylaceae. The coding region runs from base 96 to 2060 and encodes 654 amino acids. Gene Ontology annotation, biological process: mismatch repair; base-excision repair.